Molecule: messenger RNA, 1753 nt
Organism: Loxodonta africana (African savanna elephant)
Lineage: Eukaryota; Metazoa; Chordata; Mammalia; Proboscidea; Elephantidae
Gene: NUDT19
Product: nudix hydrolase 19
Exons: 3
Coding region: 399-1538 (379 amino acids)
Cellular component (GO): mitochondrion
Molecular function (GO): hydrolase activity, acting on acid anhydrides, in phosphorus-containing anhydrides
Source: RefSeq, a predicted model, not a curated record
CCCUAAAUAUUCUUGCCCUCAGUCCCAGCGCCAGGAGAAGGGAUGACGCGGCCCUCCCUAACCGCAGCUGCGUGACAGCCCUUCCUUAGCGGCUGUGACAGCUCUCGUUCCGCAAGAGUGACCUAGAAAGUUACAAGCGCACUCCAGGCGCAGUCUCCUCCAGCGGCCGCCCCACCCUUCCAGCAGGCAGGCCCAGAUAAAGGCGGGACGGCCAGAGUUCACGGAGCGUUCGGUGUGCGCCUCGCCCGGCGUUUGUCUUGAGAGACACGGGACUCGGUCCUCAAGCCCAGGAAGGCCUCCAGGUGCGCUAGCGUCGGUGCAAGGCUCGGGAACCUGUCCAGGCGCUCCUGUCGCGCUAGAACCGGUACCGGAGAGCCCCGCGCCGUCGCCCCGCCGCCAUGAGCGGCCCCCUGCGGCCGGGCCCGAGCAUCUGGCGGCGGGCGGCCUCCGUGGUGCUGGCAGCGGGCCGGCCGCUCCGGGGCCCCACCGACCCGUCGGCGCCCGCCGCGGGCUUCCGGCUGCUGCUUCUCCGGCGCUCUCCGAGCCAGAGCUUCCUGCCCCAAGCGCACGUCUUCCCGGGCGGCGUGCUGGACGCGGCCGACAGCUCGGCUGACUGGCGGCGUCUAUUCGAGCCGCACCAUGGGCCGCCGCGCUUCGGCCUGAGCCCAGCAUCGCCCCCGCGCGCCGCCUUCCCGGCUCCGCCAGGCGACGGGCCCGACGCCACCGGCAGCGACUCCGCGGCGCUCCCGGAUGACGUCGCCUUGCGCAUCUGUGCCAUCCGCGAGGCCUUCGAGGAGGCGGGCGUGCUGCUGCUGCGGGCCCGCGGCGCCCCGCCGCCCCCUGUCCCGGCGCCGGGGCAGGGGCCAGAGCCCUGCUGCGCCCUCGCGCCGCUGCCCGACCUGGACGCUUGGCGCGCCCGCGUCCGCAGCGACGCGCGCCACUUCCUGCAUCUGUGCGCGCACCUGGACUGCACGCCCGACAUCUGGGCGCUGCACGACUGGAGCGCCUGGCUGACGCCGUUCUGGAGGCCCGGCGGCAGUCGCUUCGACACCGCCUUCUUCUUGUGCUGCCUGCGCGAGCCGCCGGCCGCCUGCCCGGACAUGGCCGAGGUGGUGGACUGCCAGUGGUUAUCGCCGUCAGAAGCAACUGAAAGUUUCCUAUCAGAAGAAAUUUGGUUGGCACCGCCACAGUUCUAUGAAAUAAGAAGACUAGAAAAUUUUGCUUCUCUCUCAGACUUGCACAAAUUUUGUUUGGAUCAUGCAUCAGAAGGGAGGGAAAGAUGGCUGCCGAUCAUGUUAUUAACUACAGAUGGGACACUCCACCUUUUGCCAGGAGAUGAACUCUACUUGGAAGAUUCAGACCAUUUAGAAAAUAAUUUAUCCACUGAGAAAAAAAUUGAAGACAUCAUGAAGGAAGGCAAGAAAUUUCACCGAGUAGUGAUACACGAUCGCCAUCUCUACAGCGUCCAUGUGACCAUUCAGCCAAAGUGCAAACAUGUUUACCCAAAGACCUAUGUGGCCAGGAAGAGCCAGAUGUAGAGUGUGCCUUUGUUGGAAGAUGGCCUAUUUGAAGCACUCCCAAUGAAUGAGAGUUGACUAAAAAAAAAGCUGCUUGAAACUUAAGGAGAUUUGUGCCUGUGAAAGUUAUAGCACAUUCUUGUAUCAAAUGUAUUACUGAACUCUCUUGCUUAGUUUAUUCCUUAAACUUUGCAGUGUACCACAACUAUAAAGUAUUAACGACCUUGUUACCAAAA